UAUAGAUGGCAGCUGCGCGUCCCCGCUCAUUCGGAGAGAACAGCGCAGAGGAGCGGACACGCGGAGCAGAGCAGACCAGCGGACUACGGCGUCCCAUGGACUUUAAGAACAAGACUGAAUAACUAGAAGGAGCCCUGCGUCACGGAAGACUUAAAACAACAUUUUCUAACUAAAGGUUCACAUUCAAUAUUGUGGAUAUCACCGCACACCCCUAGGUCCUGUAUCAGCCGGGAUUUAAGAGAUAGUGCUCCAGCCAUGCAGCACUACGGAGUAAACGGGUACUCCCUCCACGCCAUGAACUCGCUGAGUGCAAUGUACAAUCUACACCAGCAGGCGGCGCAACAGGCCCAGCAAGCACCCGACUACAGGCCGUCGGUGCACGCACUAACUCUCGCCGAGAGACUAGCUGACAUUAUCCUCGAGGCCCGAUAUGGCUCCCAGCACCGCAAGCAACGGCGCAGUCGCACUGCGUUCACCGCCCAGCAGCUCGAGGCCCUGGAGAAGACCUUCCAGAAGACCCACUACCCCGACGUGGUGAUGCGGGAACGCCUCGCCAUGUGCACCAACCUGCCCGAGGCUCGUGUACAGGUGUGGUUCAAAAACCGCCGCGCCAAGUUCCGCAAGAAGCAGCGCAGCCUGCAGAAGGAGCAGCUCCAGAAACAGAAGGAGGAGACCUCGGAUCCCAGCGAGGAGGAGCACAAAGCCGACCCCGCCCCCGGCAACACCAACACCACCACCACCAACACCACCACGACCCACUCCCCACCUCCGCACUCCUCCUCCUCUCCCUCCUCCACCGGCUCCUCCUCCUCCCUCUCCUCCCCCUCCGAGGCGGGCCGGCUGGGGGCCAUGCAGACCCAGGCGGAGGAGGCCAGCGUGGAGGUCAACGUCACCUCCCCGGAGCCCUCCGACUGCGACUCCGCGGCGGAGGAGCGGGAGGAGGAGGCGGAGGAGGAGGAGGAGGCGCGGGGGGCGAUGGAGGGAGAUCGGAGGAUGAUGCUGCGGGACGUCCAGGGGAUACAGCCGGGGAACCACGGCGGGCCGUCCUGUAAACGCUUCAGCCCCUCCCCAGACUCCCCGCUGGGCUCCCCCGGACUCCAGUCCAGCAGCAGCGCGAGCGGAGGCCUGGUCACCCACGGCAACUCGUACGCCUCGUCCCCGCUCAGCCUCUUCCGCCUGCAGGAGCAGUUCCGCCAGCACAUGGCGGCCACCAGCAGCAUGGUGCACUACCCGCCCUUCGACAUGGUGGCCCCGCCCUCCUCGCUGCCCUACCUGGGCAUGAACAUGGGAGGGGGCCUGCCGCCCUCGCUGGGCUCGCUGCCCUGCCAGCCCUACUACCAGACCCUGUCGCAGGCCCAGCAGGUGUGGAACAGCCCCUUGCUCCACCAGGCACCCCCGGGACUCUCCCACCAACAGCCCCCUCCACCGCCGCCGCCACCCCCCCAGCCCCAACCUCCAGGGAGCCUCAACAGCAAGACCACCAGCAUCGAGAACCUGCGCCUGCGGGCCAAGCAGCACGCCGCCUCGCUGGGGCUGGACGUGCUGCCCAACUGAAUGCUGGGAGGGGGACUCCACGUUUAACCCCCCCCCCCCCCCGCCUACACCCAUCCGUCCGUCCGCUUCGACCCCCUCUGCUGUGGCCCCCAACGCAUCACGUAGAGCACGCCUCCGCCCCCCAAUAGAGCACACAAGACACGAAGAAGGAGACUCCGAACCCCGUGGACUCAAAGGAGGAGCACGAGGGAGGAGGAAGGAUCGACCCAUGGAAGGAUGGAUCGAACAGUCUAACCAUUCGUGUUACUCCGGUGGAUCAUGCAUAUGUAUGACUCCCUGCUCUUAGUGAAACGUUGAAUGCAAGUAUAUACGAUGACCAGUAUUGCCCCCCCCCCUGAAAAGUCAUGGCAUACGGAGAAGUCAGGAAACAAACAAACAGCCAACCAUGUCCCAACUCCUUAACCCAGCAUCAGACCCCUCCUCCCACAGAUAUAUCAUUAAAUGUACUCUUAAAGGAAUGGUUGAGUAUGAAUUCUGCAUGCACCACUGUAGGUCACGGGAUCAAUAGCAACAAAUAUGUUUUUUGGGCACUGAUUUACACAUCAGAAAUAGGGACAAAAACAGGCCACUGACCCAGGGUAUGGCCUGCAGUAUCUAGAGCGCUUUGUACAUAUUUCAGUUGUAGCCUUGGGCUGAUUGCAGAAGGAAGAUGUUAUCUCUGUCAGGAUUCGAAAGGAAUAAGUAAAAUAUAUAAUGCUGAAACAAACAAAUAUUUAAAGGACUCAUCUUAACGUGCAGGAUGAAUAGGGAUAUGUGGAAGCGAAUGUUUGGGGUAAAACUGACCAACAGUCCUCUUUUCUUUUGCUUAAGUGCCAGAAAUAACCGUUCAGUCAGUUCCGUUUUGUUGAGCCUGUGGUGGAAGCAGAAACAAAAUAUACAGCCCAGGCUUUGUAUGUUAUGUAAUAUACUUCUGUAGAUUCAAGACAUGUAUUAUUAAUUUACCUAAAUGUGAGUAAUUUAUCUGUUGAAACUCAAAUGAAUAAAAAUGACUUGAGAAGUAA
Gadus morhua (Atlantic cod) is the source of this 2555-nucleotide messenger RNA. RefSeq names its product diencephalon/mesencephalon homeobox protein 1-A. Lineage: Eukaryota; Metazoa; Chordata; Actinopteri; Gadiformes; Gadidae. Bases 256 to 1554 code for a protein of 432 amino acids. Gene Ontology annotation, biological process: regulation of transcription by RNA polymerase II. The transcript has 5 exons. The record is from RefSeq and is a predicted model, not a curated record. Gene Ontology annotation, molecular function: RNA polymerase II transcription regulatory region sequence-specific DNA binding; DNA-binding transcription factor activity, RNA polymerase II-specific.